AUGGCAGCUUCCAAAAGGCACAGUGUGAAAUCGGUGUCACCACGCAUCGACGUGGACGAUCAAUUAUUCAAAUAUACAAAAAGUAAUGGAUCUAAAUCUUUCGAACAAAUAGCGCAAAACUGGUUAUUGAAACCAUUACCAGAUUCUCAAGUUAAGUAUUCCUUUUGGUUAUACGCGGUUACAUUAAUUGCAUGUGUUGCAAGAUUUUACAUGAUUUGGUACCCAAAUGAAGUCGUUUUCGAUGAAGUCCAUUUCGGUAAAUUUGCAUCAUAUUAUUUAGAAAGAACCUAUUUCUUUGAUGUUCAUCCUCCUUUUGCCAAAAUGGCCAUUGCAUUUAUCGGUUGGUUAGUAGGUUAUGAUGGAUCUUACAAAUUCGAUGACAUUGGUGAUAGUUAUGAAACGCAUCCUGCUCCAUAUAUUGCCUACCGUUCAUUCAACGCUAUAUUAGGUACUUUAACCGUUCCAAUCUUAUUCAAUACUUUGAAAGAACUGAAUUUCAAAGCUAUAACUUGUGCAUUCGGUGCCUUGUUAGUUGCUGUCGACAAUGCCCAUGUCACAGAAACAAGAUUGAUCCUAUUAGACGCAAUCCUUUUAAUUUCUAUUGCAAGUUCAUUCUAUUGUUUUGUUCGCUUUUACAAGAGCCAAUUAACUUCUCCAUUCUCUUUACAAUGGUACACUUGGUUAUAUGCCACAGGGAUCUCAUUAUCUUUCGUCAUUUCUACUAAAUAUAUUGGUGUCAUGACUUAUUCUGCGAUUGGUAUUGGCAUUAUCGCCAAUUUAUGGCAACUUUUGGAUAUUAGAGCAGGUUUAAGUUUGAAGUUAUUUACAAGACAUUUUAGUAGAAGAUUAAAUGGACUAAUUCUCAUUCCUUUUUGUAUUUAUCUAUUCUGGUUCUGGGUUCAUUUUACAGUUCUAAAUAAAUCCGGUCCAGGUGAUGUCUUCAUGUCUGCAGAAUUCCAAGAUACUUUAGGUGACUCUCCAUUGAGUAUUGGUUCCAAACAAGUCAAUUUUUACGAUAUUAUUACAAUCAAACAUACUGACACAAACGCUUUCUUACAUUCUCACUUGGCUUAUUACCCAUUACGUUAUGAAGAUGGUCGUGUUUCUUCAGAAGGUCAACAAAUCACUGGUUACAUGCAUGAGGAUAUCAAUAACGAAUGGGAAGUUUUACCAGUUAAGGAAUUACCUUCUACAAAAGGUCAACCAGUCUUACUGAAUGAUAAAAUUAGGUUAAGACAUGUCAGUUCAAAUACCUUCUUAUUAGCGCAUGACGUUGCAUCUCCACUUUAUCCAACAAAUGAAGAAAUCACAACUGUCUCUGAAGAAGAUGCAAACGGACCAGCAUAUAAGGAAACCAUUUUUGCCUUCCAACCAUUGAAGAAAACUGAUGAAGGUUAUGAAAUUAGAACGAAGAACACACAAUUCCGUAUCUUCCAUGUUGAAACAGCUGUGGCCUUAUGGACUCACAAUGACGAACUAUUACCAGAAUGGGGGUUCGAACAGCAAGAAGUGAACGGUAGUAAAGAUGUAGUUAACCCUGAAAAUCAUUGGGCUAUAGAAGCUAUCACUAAUCUUGAUGAUGAAAGAAAAGUUUACACUCCGAAAGUAACCAAGAGUAUGUCAUUUUGGUCAAAAUGGUUCGAAUUACAAAACUCGAUGUUCGAACAUAAUAACAAACUUUCCGCAGAACAUCCAUUUGCUUCUCAACCACAAAGUUGGCCAGGUGGGCUAUGCGGAGUUUCAUUUUGGACUUCAGAUUCUCAAAGAAAACAAAUUUUCUUUACUGCCAAUAUCGUUGGUUGGUGGAUACAAGUUAUCUCUAUGGCUGUUUUUGCUGGUAUUAUUUUAGCUGAUUUAGCAACCAGACAACGUGGUUAUUUUGCCCUUGGUAAAAUCACUAGAGAGAAAUUAUAUGGUCCAUUAUUAUUCUUAUUCCUCGGAUGGGCAUGUCAUUAUUUCCCUUUCUUCUUAAUGCAUCGUCAAAAGUUUUUGCACCAUUAUCUACCGGCUCAUAUGAUCAUAUCUCUAUUUACAGCUGGGUUAUGGGAAGUUAUCUUCAGUGAUUGUAAAUCUCUAGAUCCAUCUAUCGAUGAAGAAGAAGCAGGUGCCAAAUAUAAUGAAUGUCCAAAGAUCUAUACGCCAUUAUUAGCCAUUUUCUUCAUAGUUUCAUCAGUUGCCAUUGUUUGGUUCUUCAUCUAUUUCGCUCCAUUAAUUUAUGGUAAUGUUUCCCUACCACCAACUGAGGUAGUAAAGAGACAAUGGUUCGAUAUCAAACUAAACUUUGCCAAAUAG
This is a messenger RNA of Naumovozyma dairenensis CBS 421, 2292 nucleotides long. RefSeq names its product dolichyl-phosphate-mannose-protein mannosyltransferase (gene PMT4). The transcript has a single exon. NCBI's taxonomy places the organism in Eukaryota, Fungi, Ascomycota, Saccharomycetes, Saccharomycetales, Saccharomycetaceae. The record is from RefSeq and is a predicted model, not a curated record. Gene Ontology annotation, biological process: protein O-linked glycosylation via mannose. Gene Ontology annotation, molecular function: dolichyl-phosphate-mannose-protein mannosyltransferase activity. Gene Ontology annotation, cellular component: membrane; endoplasmic reticulum. Bases 1 to 2292 code for a protein of 763 amino acids.